Messenger RNA from Symbiodinium necroappetens, 1206 nucleotides. NCBI's taxonomy places the organism in Eukaryota, Dinophyceae, Suessiales, Symbiodiniaceae. The record is from the annotation of a GenBank genome assembly.
GCUGACAUUCGGACUUCGGAGACCCGAGUUGCGAAGCUCCCGGUGUGUCAAAAGGCCAAGAUGCUAGCGCCACACGCCAGGAAGCGAGAGGGGUCCUCUACCGUUGCGUCUGAGAAGUUUGGGGGCCAUGUGACAGUCGAUCAUAUCAUCAAUAGGGAUCUCCGUGACGUUGGUGUUGAGGGAGAGAAGGUUGCGUUGGUUGCGAAGGAUGUGUGCACGAACUUUCGAAAUGUGUACCCGUCGAGCACGAAGGAAGCUGAGCAGGUGUACCAUCGUCUACUUCAUUUCUUCCGUGUCGGGGAUGAGGCCAAAACUGCUAUGGAUAAAGAAUGGCAGAAGCUCUUUGACAAAUCUUGCUGGUUGCAUGAAAAGGUUCGUGAAUACCGAGACGUGGCAGCUGAGGCCGCGAAGGUGAUCGAUGUUUUCGGUAGCCAGCCAGGGUAUGCAAAACAGCAGGCUGAUGCGAGACAGGCCUACACGCAAGCUCUCUUCAAAGCCGUGGAAACCGCUGGCCUAAAGAAUGGCGUCGUUACCAGGUCGGCACAUCCUUUUGCAUACGUGUUUGACAAGAAGACAGCUGCUCCAGCCCGGGGUAACCCGAGGAAGAGGUUGUACAUACCGACUAAUCGUGAUGCUGAGAAAUUCGCCGAUCUCUCAAACGUGAGGUUUACCGAUGUAGAUGAAGGAAUUGUGGACUGGCCGGUCUAUCUUCCCUCUCCCAGGUCGAAGGCCGGGGCCAAGAAGGAAGCGAAAGAGCAAAGGUUCACAGGUACCGAUACCAUCUGUACGGAAUCGGUGCCCUCCAUGGACAAACCCGUCAACGUUAUGAUCUAUGAUGUGAAAGAUUUCUUGAUCUCUUGCGUAGACAGGCGAAGAACCUACCGGCGCCAAUCCAUCGCGAGCAAGGUGUUGAUGAAGAUCCAGUUCGCAGCACGCGUGGCCCGAUGGGACCUUCUGCGAGUUGAGGUUGACCCAGCCAACCACAAGGUUAGGUACGGCGGUUUCGCAGGUGGCAGGUCGGUCGCAAACCUCCAAGGUCUGAAUGUAGGACUUAGCGAUAAGUUUCAAGUUCAGUUUUUGGAAGACAACCAAGCCACCAUCACUAUCGUUAGCAAAGGCGACAGUGAGAAAAUGCGGCAUACUGAUCGUACCCAAAACAUAAGCUUUGGCUGGCUUCGUCAACAACUCGAGGUAAAGCACUUUUAA